UUCAGUUUUAUUGUUUGUUAUUAAAAGUUCGAAAAUUAAAACAUUUGGCACUGCUCAAUUUUAAACAAACCUAAUUAAUAGUUUCACUAUAAAGUGUGGCAAUUGUGUAACGACCUUGUGAACAAGCUCAUUAGCAGCCCUCGACGAAGCGAGUAACAACAAAAAUUUCCACCGCCCAUUCGUACUGCAGCAUCCAUCUGAGCAUCCUUGCGGCUGCUUCUUCUUCAACGUUUGCAUUCCUUUUCGCCAGCGCUUCUGCUGCUGCGUGAGUGCGUGUCGUGGCCGACGUAUGUUCCGCCCUCAGAGUAUAAUAAAUAAUUUAGUGCAUAUAAAGUUUGUUUAUCAUAUUUGCCAAAGUAAAAAACCGGAAUUUGCGCUGCCGUGCUGCAGUCGCCGCUGCGAAACGUAAGAGCGUUGUGUGUGUGUGUGUGUGUGUUAACACCGUGGCCCAUUGAGCGCGUGUGCGUGCCAGAGUGCGUGCUCGUAUGUUGGCCAAGCGAAUUUCCUUAAAUUAAUUAAAAAUGCGAAGUCGCGUUAGGUGAUUAUUAACUCAGCCAGUCAGCCUGCUAAACAGAGGCUUGUAUUCAAAUAUAUUCAUAUUUUUUACCGAGUCCUCUCACACUCAUUGGUCGGCAUUCGCGUGUGAGGGUGUGUGUGUGUGUGCAGCGGGCGGCUAGCGGCUGAAAAAACAAAAAAAAAAAAAAACGAAAACUUAAUUUUGCUGCUGCCAUCGCUGCCGCCGCCGCUGCUCCCUCAAGUUAACUGUUAUGUGCCAACUGCAAACAUCACAGCAACAACGCCGACGUCAACGCCGACGCUGGAAAACAGGCAGGGGUACAGAGACGCCUAACCAGACGCGCUCAAUUGCAAUUAAAUGGCAACGCGACGAAGGAAGCGCUUCCGCUUGAGGUGUCCACGUCAUAGAAACCAAGGAGGGAGAAGUAGUCAGAAGAAGGAAGGCAAGGAGCAGCAACAGCAACAGAAACAGCACCAACAGAAAAAGUAGUAGGAGCAGAAACAACAACGCACAAGCGCACAGCCAAUUGACAUGUUGGAUCGGCGUCCCUUCUGGGGCUUGAUCAUCUGGCUGAAUCUGUGCGUGGUAAUAUGGCUGGUGACCGUACAGGAACCGGUGAUGCCCGAGGGGGAUGCGGCUACCUCGGGAUCGGCGACAGCGCUCUCAACAUUGCCACAGACAUUGGGCUCACAGCAAUGGCAGCAAAUAUCACAGUCGUCGCGCGCCAAUGGCAGCGCCUACCAACAAGCAUGCCAAAAACACGACUCUAGUCGUACUCAGAUUAGCAACCAUAGUUAUGAUAGUACUAGCAUAGUUAGAAUAGUGGAAGGUGGCUCCGCCACGCCGGCACCGUCACCCACAGCCGCCAGCGUCCUGCAGUCAACAGCAGGAACGGACGAUGGCCAGCUGAUCGAUCUGCGCGGCUUUUUCUAUCUCAUGGCGCAGCCACCUUGCGAGUGGCACACUCAAGCGCUCAUUCUGGUGCACACGGCGCCCGGGAAUGUGGAAAAGCGCACUCUGAUUCGUCAGACCUGGGGAAGCGAAUCCUUGCUCGCCCGUACACCAGUGCGUCUCGUCUUCCUAUUGGGCGCUGUGCCUGAGGCAGAGGGGGCAUUGCAACUCGCUCUGAUUGCCGAGAACGAACAGCACAAGGAUAUGGUGCAGGGAAAUUUCCAGGACGCCUAUCGCAACAUGACCUACAAGCAUGUCAUGGCCCUCAAAUGGUUUCACAACAACUGCAAACACGCCCAACUGCUGAUCAAGGUGGACGACGAUGUGUAUGUGAAUACGCCGCGGCUAAUCCGGAAUCUGCAGCCCUUCACCGACGUCCCGAUGCAACCGGCCACUGUGGAAUCUCCGAUCAACCUGACCACCACACCCCCGCCCAUGCGUUUGUUCCUGCAGCAACCUCGCGACUUACUGCUCUGCCUUAAAUUUGUGGGCGCCCGUGUCAAGCGUUCCUAUCGCUCCAAGUGGCGCGUCAGCUUCAGCGAGUACGCCGAGCGCUAUUAUCCGCCCUACUGUCCCGGCUUUGCCAUCGUCUACUCGGCAGAUGUGGUGGAGCGUCUAUAUCGAGCGGCGCAACAGUCUCGGUACUUUUGGGUCGACGAUGUGAUGAUCACUGGAGUCCUGGCUCAGCGUACCAACACGACGAUUAUUUCCUUGAAGCCCUACAUACUGUAUGAGCCAACGUUGCUGGGUGUCCUUGCCGGACAAAUUGAUCUCGGGCAGCUGGAGUUUCUGGUGUCCUGGCACAGCAUCUCGCCGCAGCAAGUCGAUGCACUCUGGCAGAUGUACGCGACCCAGAAUUACACGCUGAACAGCGGUCCCAGCUUAGAAGUAACCGAGGGCGAGACCAAUGACAUCAGCUAGUCGGGUGGCAAUGAAAUGUACAAACAGAGUAUAGAGAAUAAAUCAGAGUUGCCAACAAAAGAAGGGCCCACACUUUCGAAACAUGCAUGUAUAUAGAGUUUUAUGCUUCUCAGAUCUCUGAUGGAUUCCAAAAAUUGUAUAACUUUGUUCGUUAUUUAUAUGCUAUGCAUUUUUAAAUAAAGCGGGCCGAAGAAAUUUCAUAACUAAAA
Molecule: messenger RNA, 2598 nt
Organism: Scaptodrosophila lebanonensis
Lineage: Eukaryota; Metazoa; Arthropoda; Insecta; Diptera; Drosophilidae
Product: beta-1,3-galactosyltransferase 5
Exons: 2
Coding region: 1049-2389 (446 amino acids)
Cellular component (GO): membrane
Molecular function (GO): hexosyltransferase activity
Source: RefSeq, a predicted model, not a curated record